AUGGACCGUUCUCAAGCUCUUAUUCAGGAAUCUGAAGAUAAUGGUUCUAACCGCUCCAAUUUAAAUGUACUACCAGAUAAUUCUAUAAUUUCAAAACCAUUAAAAUCCGAUCUAGAGUAUAAUGCAGAACAAUUAAAAUCUGAAGGCGUUUUGGAGGAUACUGCUAAGUCGCAUUCAGAACUUGAGCAUUUGAUUACUCAGCCUAAUGCUGGGUCAAGCAACAGUCUGGAUCGAAUAGAUUCUCAACAUGAGGUAUUCCAAUUCAUGAACAAUGAAGUCGCAGACGUGACUUCGACAAUACCUCAACAACACUUGACACCACCCAUUUUUGCAGAAACGCAUAAUUCAGAUGAAUUCGAGCAGUUUGAAGACGAUAUGUAUUUAGGUUCUUCGGAAAAUCUCGGCGAAGACCAAUUACACAUCGUGCAGCAUCCAGACGACGGAGAGGAAAGUGAUUACAUGGUUAGGUCAAUAAAUACUAAUUCGGGAUCGGAACAUUCAUUAAACAUGGGCGAUGAUUCUAGCGUGACAAUAAUUACAGAAGAUGAUGUUCACACACCACCGUCACCUUCUCAAGGUUCUGUAGCUAGUAUAGAAUCGUCACCUAUUGGCGAUGCCUCGGGUUCUUAUGUGUUUGCAGAUCCUUCUCCUAGCGCUUCAUUGCACGAAGGAACAGAAGCAGAAGGGUCCACCUUAUAUUCAUCUGGUGACUCUCAAUCACAAAUUCUCGCACCGAGUAUUAAUAACGACGAGUACGAAGAGGAUGAUGAUAGAAUUCGUCUAACUCCUAUUAUUUCACGUGGUGAUUCCGGGGAUGUGCCUCCGAGCCCUACAAUUUCCUCAAUUUCUGGACAAUCUGAAAGAGCCCCAUCGUUGUUACACUCCAAUAUAAUACCUGAUAUAUUACUCAGACAUCCUCAAAUCAAUCGCAAUAAUAAUAAUCUUGAUUUGAGCGCUUUAACAUUUAUACAUCAACAGAUGUUGAUUCCAUUUUUCCACGGGUUUAGCUGGGCAUUUGGAAUGCAUCUCUACCGGUAUUUGAGAUAUGGAUUCUCUUUCAGAGAAUUGUGGUGGUCUUUAUUCGCAGGAAUCACUGGGAGGAACGGUAGUAACGCUUAA
Molecule: messenger RNA, 1119 nt
Organism: Acaulospora colombiana
Lineage: Eukaryota; Fungi; Glomeromycota; Glomeromycetes; Diversisporales; Acaulosporaceae
Source: the annotation of a GenBank genome assembly